Molecule: messenger RNA, 3584 nt
Organism: Orbicella faveolata
Lineage: Eukaryota; Metazoa; Cnidaria; Anthozoa; Scleractinia; Merulinidae
Molecular function (GO): RNA binding
Source: RefSeq, a predicted model, not a curated record
GUACAUGAACAGCUGAGGAUGGAGCUGAAGACCAACAAAGAAGGGACAAUAAAACCCAGGGGAUUAACUUAAUAUUAACAUUAGUUUCUUGAAUAGGGUGUGGUAGUGUAGUCACUCUUUCUUAAAAAUAUUUUGCACAGUUAAAUCACACCCAUUUCCAUACAUCAUAGAUGAAGUUCAACACAUUUCACUUACCAUAUUACAUCUGUUUCCAGGAUUGUUUCUGUAUCUCUCUGAAAUCUUGUAACCUCAACAAUGUCGCGCUCUUUAAGAGGGUCAAUCCCGAGCUGAAACUGUCCUUCUCAUGGGCUUGAAGGUCAAUAGUAAGUUCUUGUUCCUUUUUCACCAACACCCACGCGUUCAGGUCUGUUUUUCGUACAACAACACUUCGUAGCUUGACAUCAUCUUCACCAAACAGAUCAGAGAUACAAUGUAGCUGGCCUGCUUUUACAACUUUUGUCGUGUAGAUUGGACAAAGUGUUGUUAGUUUCCGCAGAGUUUUCAAAACGUUCAAGUUCGUCAAAAAGCUGUGUUAUGGUUUUUCGCGAUUCUUUAAACUCCUCUGAUUCCUUUUUGUCAACAAAUUCCCUGAUUACUUCUUCACCGUAUUGGUACGUUUCAUGGACCUGUUGAAGUGCGUAGUGAGUUCUGUCUUUCCACUUUGCUGGACUCUUACCUCAGGUAAGAAUGUGUCACAUCUUUCCAAAAACGUUUUACCUAUCAGACAACCUUUGGAAAACUUUGUCAGUAAUUCUUUGAUGUUCCCACCUUCAGCGCUCAUCGCUCUUCGGCACUUCCGAGAUUGUUGUACCGAUUUUGUCUUAAGGGAGGGGUAGGUGGAAAUCUUCCACCCUUCCUCGAAAGUUUGUUAAACGUCUAACUUUUCCAUUAUAGCGCAUUCUAAGAUUAUUCUACCCCAGACAGUAAAAGAAGCCCUAUCAUCUAUAUUUAAAAAGAGUGAAAAGGUACCUUACAGCCGACUAUCGUCUAUCCCCCUGUUAGGUGAGCGUUUGCUGUGUUUACGAACCCGCAUAAUUCUGAGAAACGUCACUGAAGGCCAAUUUCGACGAAUCGGCAGUCCCGUAGGUACUCGCUCGUUGGCUUUGCAGCGGAAGCGCCGUCCGUUACUCUGUAAAAUUUGUCCUAAUGAGCUAAACCAGAGCGUCAGCAAGCGUCGAUUAAAUGGACCACGAAGAUAACUUCAUCUGUCACAAAAUGGCGAUUUGCAGUGCGAGUUGAGACAGCGGAGACCGCGGGAACAAUUUGCCUCGUCCUAAGGCUGAGAUAGCUGAACUGAGAUUGUUAGUCAUGUCACGUGAUUCACAGGCAAGGAAAGAUUCCAGGACCCAAAGAAACACUGACAAUCCAAGAAGUGGAAGACAAGGCGAACCAAGCUUUAGCUUGAAUGAUAAACCUGCACAUAAUGACCAAGAAGAAGUGAUACAAAUCCCCAAGGACAAAGUAGGACAUGUUAUAGGGAAAAAGGGGUGGAGAAAAAAAGAUAUAGUGGAGCAAAGUGGAGUUCAAGCACUGGUCAUCAAAGACGACCAAGUUCGCCUAACAGGAACAGAGGAACAGCGCACUAAAGCUAAAAUGGUCAUUAACGAGAUCAUACGUGGAGAAGACAGCCCUGAUGAAGGUUCUUGGGAAAAACUGGACUUUAUACCCGAGAAAUAUAUGGGUACAGUUAUUGGAAGAAACAGCGAAAAUUUAAACAAAAUAGGACAAAAAACUGGGGCAACUUUGAAGGUCUGGGGACGGAAUGGCCUCUAUAUCAAGGGAUCUCCUGAGAACCAAAAGAGAGCUAUUCGGGAAAUAAAGGAGCAAGUGAACAUUUUGAUAAGACGCUCACAGUCUGGUCAACAACAUCAAGUGCGGCGUGUUCACGUGGAUACAACCCAUUUGGACUUGAACCGCAAGUUUGAACUGUCCGUCGUACAACCUCCAAACGAUUACAGCCCUGAGGAAACUAAAUACUAUCAACUGAAACAACUAAAGCAUUCCCCACGAGAUAUGGAGGAUGAACAGGAUGGCUUCACUGACAUAAACAUAUUGAGAGAUGAACUCCUCAUGGUGUUAAAGAACAUUCACAAAGAAAAGGAAGAGGAGACCUUAAAAGUAGUUAUUUGGUGUCACCUCGGCCAUGCCUACAUAAAGGAAAUAAGCGAAGACGACGAAAAAGAGGACUAUUUCACUCUUGCUGAAAUCAAAGAAAAACUCGAGGAAAAAGCAAGCUGGAGGACCUCAAUCUUCGAAGGUGGCUUAGACGAUAUAGAAAUUGAGCGAAUUGAAGAGCAUCUGGAAUCCCAUGCAGUUAAGGAAGACAUCAGAUAUGACUUUACCUUCCUUACUCCCUCUUGUAGAGAUGUUCGUGUUAAGGCAUGGCUUACUGAGGGAGCUGCAAAAGGAGAAGACGAGACAACCUCCAUGGCGUUCUCUCGCACUGCACCAGUUCGUGUUAAGAACAUCUUGACACGCGCGUUGCCUGAUGGGCAGGGUGAUUCAUCAAACGCGCCAUGUUUUUACUUGUGCUCUCAGUAUCAGCGCAAAAUGAAAGUAGACAUUUUGAUGGUUUCCAAGACAUUUGACUACCGUUUGUUAAUAAGGACAUGUAAGAAAGAACUCAAUGGGCAGGAUGACUUCACUGGCAUGGAAAAAUUGAGAGAUAAACUCCUCAUGGUGUUACAAAACAUUCAAAAAGAAAAGGAAGAAGAGAAGGUCAUAGUAGACAUAUGGUGUCACGUCGGCCACGCCUACAUAACUAAGGUCGAUGAAGCUGACCUGGAAGAGGAAUAUUUUACUCUCAAGGAAAUCAAAGAAAAAGUUGAGGACCAAAAGCUCGGUUGGAAGUCAAAAUUUAAAGGAGGAUUAGAAAAAAUAGAAGUUGAACACAUUGAAGAGAGUCUGGAAUCCCGUGCAGCUAAAGAGGAAGUAAGAUACGACUUUACCUUCUACACUCCUACUUGUCGAUAUGUUCGUGUCAAGGUAUGGCUUACCGAGAAAGAUGGUGGCGAACAAGAAGGGGACGGAGCAACUUCAAUGGCGUUCUCUCGCAGUGCACCCUUCAGUGUUAUGAGUGUCAUGGCUCGCGCCCAAACGUUGCCGGAUGAACAGGGUGAUUCAUCGCACAAGCCAUGUUUUUACAUGUGUUCUCAAACACAGCAGAGACUGAAGGCAGACAUCUUAAUGCUUACCAAGGAAUGUGAUUACCGACUGUUCACUGAAGUGAGGGACGUUCAUACAGCAGCCACAAAGACUGACAUACAUCUUCACUGUGAGGAAUGGGACCAGGUGCUUGCUGAAGGAAAUGACUGGGAACCAGAACAGAUAGUCGACAAACUACCUUCUUUUUUACAAUUUCUAAGAGAAGUUCAGAUAAACGUAACUGGUGGCCAGUGAAGGGGUGGUUUUAAUGCAGACUCAACUGUUUGUUACAAAAUACUCAGAGUGACUUUAAUUUCUUCAGAGUCACUUUGGAAAAAGUAAAGGAUUCUGGUUGUUGUAGUCAAAUGACGUCAUCAUGCAAAUUACCCACUGAGCCACUUGCUUUGUAAACUUCAAUAAAACACAAGAAAACAAAGAGA